AUGGAGAAAAUUGAGGUUUCACCUGAUAUUUCAUAUUUCCCUCUCUCUGUAACACUUUUCCCUCCAUGCUCUCUAACAUUUUCUCUCUCUUUCAUCCCUUCCCUCUCUCUAACACUUACUAUCUCCUUAUUUUCCCUCCUCUCUCUCACUAACACAUCCUCUUUUCCUAUUAACCUCCAACUUGCAGUCUCCUCAUUCCCCUUCCUCUCUCUCUGUAACACAUGCUCCCUUGCUCUUUUACUUCCUCUUUUCCUCUUUCUAUCUGAAAACCUUUCUCUCUCCUACUCCUCUUCCUUGUCAUCUCUUUCUAAUACUCACUUCCCUUUCUCCUCUUUCUCUCCUUCACAUGCUCUUUUCUUCUCUCUCUUUCUUUCUCUCUCUCUCUUCAUUGAGCCACAUGAAAACAUUCGGUGGGAAGAUGUUCCCAAAGAAUCCAUAUAUUCUAUGUCAAAUGGGUCCAACAUGGGCAAGAUCGUCAAACUCUUCAUUAAUAUGUCUGGCGCUACUGGCCUUGGAUGUCGAAUUGCCAGUGGACCUUCCAAUCAUCCAGGAAUUUUCAUCCAAUUUGUGAAGAAAGGAGGACUUGCAGAGGAAGCAGGUCUUGAAGUUGGCGAUCAAAUUAUGCAUGUGAACGAGACCAGUUUCCUAAAUGUUAGUCAUUCACAGGCUGUGGUAGCCCUGAAAGGCUCAAAACAUUUGGAAGUUACCAUUCGUAAAGGAAUUGGUAUAUCUUUGACUGAUUCAGCUGCCAAUGACUCUGUUUCUACAAAUGCCCCAACUGCACAUACAGAAUCAACUACAUCAACAAGCAGCUACACAAAUCCAGUUACUCCAAAAGAGGAAGAUAUUGUCUUCAGUCAACUUGAAAGGAGAACUGAACGUAGAAUGGCUCCAAGGCCUCCAACUGACCAACCAACUAAUGUGAAUGGACAUUUUGAAGAAACAACACCAGAAGCAAGUUCCUAUGAAGAAGAUGCAUCCAGACAGGAAUUGGAGAAUACAAUGCUUAUAAUCCAACGAAAAGCGCAGCAGCAAGAACUGUAUGAGCGAAUGCAAAAAGAGGAGGAAAAGGCCGCAGUGGAAAAAGAACGGCAAAAAGAAGUGAAGGGCUUUCAGCAGGACAAAGCAGAGGUCAUGCGAGAAACUAUCCUGAAAACAUCAAGCAGUAUUGAAGAUAGCCAAAAUGAAAACUUUGUUCUCAAGAAACAACCCGCACCACUGGCACCUCAUGUCCCCAAUCGACAGAAGAACAAAUGUGGAAGCACGUGUGAAGACCUAACCGAUAUGGAAGCAAGACGACUGUUCAGUGUGGAUCAAAUCGCUCGAAGACAAAUCCGUUUGAUCAAAAUAAGAAUGAAUGGACCACUGGGCAUUGAAGUUGAAGGCGGACUGAACAGUCCCCUUGAUGGGAGGAUCAAUGUUGCAGCCAUAUUUGACGGGGCUGCUGCCAGACAAGGGGGUAUUCACGUUGGAGAUCAACUGAUGAUGGCUGACAACAUCAAACUGAUUGAUGUCUCCUUGAUUCAAGCGGAAAAUGUCCUGGAUCUUGCAGAAAAAAAGACAGGAGAACUGGUCAAAUUUAUUAUUGCAGUUGCACCUCCGAAAUAUUAUGAAGAAGAAGCUACUUAUUUCUGA
Molecule: messenger RNA, 1635 nt
Organism: Acanthosepion pharaonis
Lineage: Eukaryota; Metazoa; Mollusca; Cephalopoda; Sepiida; Sepiidae
Source: the annotation of a GenBank genome assembly